Molecule: messenger RNA, 4698 nt
Organism: Nerophis ophidion (straightnose pipefish)
Lineage: Eukaryota; Metazoa; Chordata; Actinopteri; Syngnathiformes; Syngnathidae
Gene: ppfia2
Product: PTPRF interacting protein alpha 2
Exons: 31
Coding region: 103-3816 (1237 amino acids)
Biological process (GO): synapse organization
Cellular component (GO): presynaptic active zone
Molecular function (GO): protein binding
Source: RefSeq, a predicted model, not a curated record
CCCUUUUUUUUUUUUUUUUUUUUUUUUUUGUGGUGGGGGGCGAGUACGUGGAAGCCGCAGUCGUCAGCCUCGUGAACGCGCAGGGAGAAAAGCGCCGCCAAGAUGAUGUGCGAGGUGAUGCCCACCAUCAGCGAGGACACGGCGCUGAGUCAGCGCGGUUCCCAGAGCAGCUCGUCGGACCCGGACUCGCACUUUGAGCAGCUGAUGGUCAACAUGCUGGACGAGAGGGACCGGCUGCUGGACACGCUGAGGGAGACGCAGGAGAGUCUGGGUCUGGCCCAGCAGCACCUGCAGGACGUCAUCUACGACCGAGACUCGCUGCAGAGGCAGCUCAGCUCCGCCCUGCCGCAGGAGUUUGCGGCCCUCACAAAGGAGCUGAACGCCUGCAGGGAGCAGCUGCUGGAGAAGGAGGAGGAGAUCUCCGAGCUAAAGGCCGAGAGGAACAACACCAGGCUGCUGUUGGAGCAUCUGGAGUGUCUGGUGUCGCGACACGAGCGUUCUCUGCGCAUGACGGUGGUCAAGAGGCAGGCCCAGUCGCCCUCUGGGGUCUCCAGUGAGGUGGAGGUCCUCAAAGCCCUCAAGUCCUUGUUUGAGCACCACAAAGCCCUGGACGAGAAGGUGAGGGAGCGACUGCGGGUGUCAUUGGAGAGGGUGUCCGUCUUGGAGGAGGAGCUUACAGCAGCCAAUCAGGAGAUCGUGGCCUUACGUGAGCAGAAUGCUCACAUCCAGAGGAAGGUGGCGUCGGGCGACGGCGGCGAUGACAUCUUGGAGGGCGGCGAAGCUCAGCAGAAGGUCCAUGGAAAGCGGCUGUCCAACGGCUCCCUGGAGACGGCGCGGGAGGCCAGCCAGGUGGUGGAGCUGCAGGACCUGCUGGAGAAGCAGAACUACGAGUUGGCCCAGAUGAAGGAGCGCAUGUCCUCGCUGUCGUCCCGCGUCUGCGAGGUGGAGCAGGAGCUGGAGACCGCUCGUAAGGACCUCAUCAAGUCGGAGGAGAUGAACAACAAGUACCAGCGGGACAUCAAAGAGGCCAUGUGCCAGAAGGAGGAUAUGGAGGAGCGCAUCGUCACGCUGGAAAAGCGCUACCUGAGCGCCCAACGAGAGUCCACGUCGGUGCACGACAUCAACGACAAGCUGGAGAACGAGCUGGCCAACAAGGAGGCCUUCCUCAGACAGAUGGAGGAGAAGAACCGGCAGCUCCAGGAGAGGCUGGAGUUGGCCGAGCAGAAGCUCCAGCAGACCAUGAGGAAGGCCGAGACUCUACCAGAGGUGGAGGCCGAGCUGGCCCAGAGGAUUGCCGCCCUCACCAAGGCGGAGGAGCGUCACGGCAGCAUUGAGGAGAGGAUGAGGCACUUGGAGUGCCAGCUGGAGGAGAAAAACCAGGAGCUUCUCAGGGCUCGCCAGCGAGAGAAGAUGAAUGAGGAGCACAACAAGCGUCUCUCGGACACGGUCGACAGGCUCCUCACGGAGUCCAACGAGCGUCUGCAGCUUCACCUGAAGGAGCGGAUGGCGGCUCUAGAAGAGAAGAAUCUGCUGAUUCAGGACUCUGAGGGCUACAGGAAGCAGUAUGAGGAGUCCAUCCUUGAAAAGACGCACCUUGCCGGGGAGAUCGAGAAGCUGAGAUUGGAGUUGGACCAGUUCCGAUUGAGGGCAGGAUCCCUCACUGAACCUACCCUCUCACGGUCUCAUCUGGACACGUCCGGCGAGCUCCGGUUCUCGCUAGGCUCUCUGGCUGAGACCCAGUCCGACCACUACCGCUCGGCCAAAGUCAUCCGCCGGCCCAGACAGGGUCGGAUGGAUCUGCGUGAAACCAAGGCCAAGUCGCUGGGGGAGCACGAAUGGCGCUCGCAACAGCUCGGGGUUCUGGGGGGCCACCACUUCGAGAGCGACACAGAGAUGUCUGACAUCGACGACGACGACAGGGAAACGCUAUUCAGCUCCAUGGACCUCCUCUCGCCUGGCGGCCACUCUGAUGCACAAACGCUGGCCAUGAUGCUGCAGGAGCAGCUGGACGCCAUCAACAAGGAGAUCCGGCUGAUUCAGGAGGAGAAGGAGUCGACGGAGCUGCGGGCCGAGGAGAUCGAGAACCGUGUGGCCAGCGUCAGCUUGGAGGGUCUCAACCUGGCACGGAUGCACCAUCACCACCACGGCGCCUGCAUGACCGCCUCGGCCACCGCCUCCUCGCUGGCGUCGUCCUCCCCGCCCAGCGGACGCUCCACCCCAAAACUUGACCCCCGUAGUCCUGCUCGAGACAUGGAACGUAUGGGAGUGAUGACGCUGCCCAGCGAUCUGAGGAAGCACAGGAGAAAGAUAGCGGCGGUGGACGAAGACGGCCGCGAGGACAAGGCCACCAUCAAGUGCGAGACGUCACCUCCGCCGACACCGCGCACCGUCCGGAUGACGCGCACGCUGCCAUCCUCGCACAAUGACGCUCGCGGCUUUGCCUCUCUGGAGGCUGAAGGCACCCUGAGCAGCGUCGCCAGCAGCCAGGACUCCCUGCACAAGCAGCCCAAAAAGAAGGGCAUCAAGUCGUCCAUCGGGCGGCUCUUCGGCAAGAAAGAGAAGGGCCGACUGGCACAUCUUGCACACAGACACGUCAUGGUGGAUCCACAAGCCACCAUGAUGGACUCGGACAUGUCGAGCCAAGAAGUGGGCGGGGGCAAGCUUGGCACUCAGGCCGAGAAGGACCGCCGCUUGAAAAAGAAACAUGAACUCCUGGAAGAAGCCAGGAGGAAGGGCUUACCGUUCGCACAGUGGGACGGACCCACUGUGGUGGCCUGGCUGGAGCUGUGGCUGGGAAUGCCGGCCUGGUACGUGGCGGCGUGCCGCGCCAACGUCAAGAGCGGCGCCAUCAUGUCGGCCCUCUCCGACACGGAGAUCCAGCGGGAGAUCGGAAUCAGCAACCCUCUCCACCGCCUCAAGCUCCGCCUCGCCAUCCAGGAGAUGGUCUCCCUCACCAGCCCGUCGGCGCCGCCCACCUCCAGAACUCCGUCUGGCAACGUGUGGCUGACCCACGAGGAGAUGGAGACCAUGGCGGCCCCUUCCAAAACGAAGUCCCAGUCUGACGAGGGCAGCUGGGCUCAGACGCUGGCGUACGGCGACAUGAACCACGAGUGGAUCGGCAACGAGUGGCUGCCCAGUCUCGGACUACCUCAGUACCGCAGCUACUUCAUGGAGUGCCUGGUGGACGCGCGCAUGCUGGACCACCUGACCAAGAAGGACCUGAGGGUGCACCUGAAGAUGGUGGACAGCUUCCACAGAACUAGUUUACAGUACGGCAUCAUGGGUCUGAAGAAGCUCAACUAUGACAGAAAGGAGUUGGAGCGACGGCGGGAGACCAGCCAGCACGAAAUGAGAGACGUGCUGGUGUGGACCAACGAGCGCGUGGUCCGCUGGGUGCAGAGCAUCGGCCUGAGGGACUACGCCGGCAUCCUGCACGAGAGCGGCGUGCACGGAGCGCUGGUCGCCCUGGACGACAACUUUGACUACAGCAGCCUGGCUCUGCUGCUGCAGAUCCCCAACCAAAACACUCAGGCCCGUCAGAUCCUGGAGCGCGAGUACAAUAAUCUCCUGGCGCUUGGCACCGACCGGCGGUUGGAUGAGUGCGACGACAAAGACUUCCGAGGUCCGUCGUGGAGGAGACAGUUCCCGCCGCGGGACGUGCACGGGAUCAGCAUGAUGCCCGGCUCGGCCGAGACGCUGCCGGCCGGCUUCCGUCUCACCACCACGUCGGGUCACUCGCGGAGGUUACCGCCUGACGUCGGACCCUCUGCAGUGCAGCGGCUGGACAGCUCCACGGUGAGAACCUACUCGUGCUGAGAGAGAGGAGACGGACCUUAAACUGUACCCUGCCCAGUUCUGAAUGGAGCUGCUGGACAGGCCAACAUGGCUGGAGGGGUUCUGGUCUGGUCGGGGGGGCGGGGACAGUUGGGGGCACGCCAUUGGGACAACUCGCACUGCCAAGAAGCCCCCAUCUCCAAACCUCACCUACCAGCCCCUCAUUCGCUCCUAACGUGGCCUCCAGCCGCCGGUGCUAAACUAAAUCCAUCCUGCAGGCUGGCGGCCAUUUCUACCUUUUACAUGUAAAGCAUACGACGUACUGUCUUAUUUAUUUCUUCUACAAAACAUGUUGUAGGUUAUCUGUAAAUUAAUAUAAAUAUGCCAUUUUUUUAAUAUACAUACACACACGUCUAUGUGUAAAAAAAAAAAAAGGACAGAAAAGCUCUUGUGCAAAGAAAUGUUAGUGGACCAUAGAUAAUAAUAUAAUGCUGCUCUCAAACACAUCAUCCUGACAACCUUCUAUUUUUGCAUUGUGCUGAGACGAGGCCGCCCUCUAGUGGUUGCCGCGAGAUAUGUUUCUUCCAGGCAGGACGAGCCGUGAGCUUCAACCAAUAGGAACGCGUUUAGACAUCCAGCCCCGCCCAUUCGGAGGUCAGCGUCAUCGUGUGCGUAGAUUGUUGACAAAACAACGUGAGGUGACGUCAGAAACGCUUGCUGUGACAUUUUGGUGUCUUCGGACCUCGUUUUUGUCUUUUUAACCAUCAAGUUAUGCCGGGGUUUUUAUUUUUAUUUUUUUUAAACAUCUUCAAUUUGCACGAACAAGGACUCAUGAUGACAUCUUGUGUGUGUACUUUCAUUGAUUUAUGACUUGUACGUAUGUUGUGGUGAGCAAAAGAAAUUAAAAAGAAAGACUGAGUAAAA